Messenger RNA from Chilo suppressalis (striped riceborer), 525 nucleotides. The record is from the annotation of a GenBank genome assembly. Lineage: Eukaryota; Metazoa; Arthropoda; Insecta; Lepidoptera; Crambidae.
AUGGGCAUUGCAAUAAAAAUUGUAAAUUCCAUCCGUGCACGUAGCUUGCAACGGCGGCUCUUUAAGUUGCAGUUGGAAGAUAGGGAAUCAGCUGAACACACUGAUUUAGUUCUUCACACGGACGUCGGGUGGUUGAGUUGCGGAAAAUUCCUAGAAAGGUUUCAAGGAUUAUUGCCCAAAAUAACAGCUUUUCUAGACAAAAGAGGUAAUGACACUCAGAUGUUGAAAAACGAAAAAUGGCUGAUUGAUUUGGCAUUUUUGACUGACAUCACAAUGCACUUAAACACCAUUAACUUGGAGCUUCACGGUAAAGGAAAAACUAUUAUUGAGAUGAUUAGCGCAGUAAACGCAUUCAAAACUAAAUUGCAACUUAUCAUAGAUCAACUGAAAAGAAAGGAUCUGAAACAUUUUCCGUCUUUGAAAGCAAGGAUUCCUCAGUUGAAUUAUGAUACGUAUGAGGCUGAAUUAUCAAAUAUUUUGCGCGGAAAGCUAAUAUCUAUAUAUGCUACGGUACACCCUACCUAG